AUGCCCAUGGAAAGUGAGGGUCAACUGAAGGGAAGUUGUACUCACUCCGAUCACCUGGUCAAGAAGCACAAAAUUGAGGGUACAUUGUUCCUCAACGACUCACCAUUCCAACUCGAACGUAUUCAGGCCUUGAUGAGAGACGUCGGAAGUUCAUCUGUUCCGCAAAUUACGGAUAUACUCAAGGACGAGAAGAACUUUCCAUGCGCCAUCAACAGAUCGGUCGGAGAAAAGAGCACAAGCCAGACCUUGUUCUCGAUCGUGAUGGACUUGAAGCGAGGUUUUGCGAAGGUCAAGAUGGGUCGGCCGACUGAAAGGGGCGAGGCUUUCGAGCUGAGGCCAUAG
Cyphellophora attinorum is the source of this 342-nucleotide messenger RNA. RefSeq lists its product as uncharacterized. Bases 1 to 342 code for a protein of 113 amino acids. Lineage: Eukaryota; Fungi; Ascomycota; Eurotiomycetes; Chaetothyriales; Cyphellophoraceae. The record is from RefSeq and is a predicted model, not a curated record. The transcript has a single exon.